Loa loa (African eye worm) is the source of this 333-nucleotide messenger RNA. RefSeq lists its product as hypothetical. The transcript has 4 exons. Bases 1 to 333 code for a protein of 110 amino acids. Lineage: Eukaryota; Metazoa; Nematoda; Chromadorea; Rhabditida; Onchocercidae. The record is from RefSeq and is a predicted model, not a curated record.
AUGGCAAAUAAGCAACAAAAAGGUCACAUAUCUCCAUUUCAACUUACUCCCAAAUUUCAACAGAAUUUAUCACUAAACAAUAGUAUUUUCAAUAAUGGCAAUUAUGAUUAUGAUGAUAAUGAAUAUGGCAAUAACGCUUUCAAUGAUAAUGACUACGAUUAUGAAGACAAUGAUUGUAGCAAUAACGCUUUUAAUGGUUAUGAUUAUGAUUAUGAUGAUAAUGAUUUACAUGAUAGCGAUGAUCAUGAUGAUGUGAUGAUGAUGUUGAUGAUGAUGAUGAUAACAAGAAAGCAUUGUUUAUGGCUAAUCUUCAUUUAUGAUAAUGAUAUAUGA